Messenger RNA from Closterium sp. Yama58-4, 2526 nucleotides. The record is from the annotation of a GenBank genome assembly. Lineage: Eukaryota; Viridiplantae; Streptophyta; Zygnematophyceae; Desmidiales; Closteriaceae.
AUGCCCCAGCAAACAGCACGCGGUUGCAAGCACGCGCUCUCCAGCGCGCGCGAGCCAGCCAUCCUACUGCAGCCACCAGUAACGCGCUGCUCGCCUCACGGAUUUCUCCAAUACACGAAAUGCGUAAGGCCGCGUCCACACGUUUGGACUCAUUUCCGCCCCUGCUUCCCCUCAUUUCCGCCCCUGCUUCCCCUCCUUUCCCCCCACGCAUCCCCUCAUUUCCGCCCCUGCUUCCCCUCAUUUCCGCCCCUGCUUCCCCUCCUUUCCCCCCACGCAUCCCCUCAUUUCCGCCCCUGCUUCCCCUCAUUUCCGCCCCUGCAUCCCCUCAUUUCCGCCCCUGCUUCCCCUCCUUUCCCCCCACGCAUCCCCUCAUUUCCGCCCCUGCAUCCCCUCAUUUCCGCCCCUGCUUCCCCUCCUUUCCCCCCACGCAUCCCCUCAUUUCCGCCCCUGCUUCCCCUCCUUUCCCCCCACGCAUCCCCUCAUUUCCGUCCCUGCAUCCCCUCAUUUCCGCCCCUGCUUCCCCUCCUUUCCCCCCACGCAUCCCCUCAUUUCCGCCCCUGCUUCCCCUCCUUUCCCCCCACGCAUCCCCUCAUUUCCGCCCCUGCAUCCCCUCAUUUCCGUCCCUGCCUCCCCUCCUUUCCCCCUUGCUUCCCCUCCUUUCCCCCACUUCUUCCCCUCCUUUCCCCCACUGCUUCCCCUCCUUUCCCCCACUGCUUCCCCUCCUUUCCCCCACUGCUUCCCCUCCUUUCCCCCACUGCUUCCCCUCCUUUCCCCCACUGCUUCCACUCCUUUCCCCCACUGCUUCCCCUCCUUUCCCCCACUGCUUCCCCUCCUUUCCCCCACUGCUUCCCCUCCUUUCCCCCACUGCUUCCCCUCCUUUCCCCCACUGCUUCCCCUCCUUUCCCCCACUGCUUCCCCUCCUUUCCCCCACUGCUUCCCCUCCUUUCCCCCAUUGCUUCCCCUCCUUUCCCCCACUGCUUCCCCUCCUUUCCCCCACUGCUUCCCCUCCUUUCCCCCACUGCUUCCCCUCCUUUCCCCCACUGCUUCCCCUCCUUUCCCCCACUGCUUCCCCUCCUUUCCCCCACUGCUUCCCCUCCUUUCCCCCACUCCUUCCCCUCCUUUCCCCCACUGCUUCCCCUCCUUUCCCCCACUGCUUCCCCUCCUUUCCUCCACUUCUCUGCCUCGCCUUUCACCCCGUGCUUCCCCUCCUUUCCCCCACUGUUUCCCCCACUGUUUCCCCUCCUUUCCUCCACUUCUCUGCCUCGCCUUUCACCCCCGUGCUUCCCCUCCUUUCCCCCACUGCUUCCCCUCCUUUCCUCCACUUCUCUGCCUCGCCUUUCACCCCCGUGCUUCCCCUCCUUUCCCCCACUGCUUCCCCUCCUUUCCUCCACUUCUCUGCCUCGCCUUGACCCCCCGUGCUUCCCCUCCUUUCCCCCACUGCUUCCCCUCCUUUCCUCCACUUCUCUGCCUCGCCUUUCCCCCCCGUGCUUCCCCUCCUUUCCCCCACUGCUUACCCUCCUUUCCUCCACUUCUCUGCCUCGCCUUUCACCCCCGUGCUUCCCCUCCUUUCCCCCACUGCUUCCCCUCCUUUCCUCCACUUCUCUGCCUCGCCUUUCCCCCCCGUGCUUCCCCUCCUUUCCCCCACUGCUUCCCCUCCUUUCCUCCACUUCUCUGCCUCGCCUUUCCCCCCGUGCUUCCCCUCCUUUCCCCCACUGCUUCCCCUCCUUUCCUCCACUUCUCUGCCUCGCCUUUCACCCCCGUGCUUCCCCUCCUUUCCCCCACUGCUUCCCCUCCUUUCCUCCACUUCUCUGCCUCGCCUUUCACCCCCGUGCUUCCCCUCCUUUCCCCCACUGCUUCCCCUCCUUUCCUCCACUUCUCUGCCUCGCCUUUCCCCCCCGUGCUUCCCCUCCUUUCCCCCACUGCUUCCCCUCCUUUCCUCCACUUCUCUGCCUCGCCUUUCCCCCCGUGCUUCCCCUCCUUUCCCCCACUGCUUCCCCUCCUUUCCUCCACUUCUCUGCCUCGCCUUUCCCCCCCGUGCUUCCCCUCCUUUCCCCCACUGCUUUCCCUCCUUUCCUCCACUUCUCUGCCUCGCCUUUCCCCCCCGUGCUUCCCCUCCUUUCCCCCACUGCUUCCCCUCCUUUCCUCCACUUCUCUGCCUCGCCUUUCCCCCCGUGCUUCCCCUCCUUUCCCCCACUGCUUCCCCUCCUUUCCUCCACUUCUCUGCCUCGCCUUUCCCCCCCGUACUUCCCCUGCUUUCCCCCGCUGAUUCCCCUCCUUUCUUCUCCUCAUCCCUCCUCACCCCAUCCUUUCUUCUCCUCAUCCCUCCUCACCCCACCCUUUCCUCUCCGCAUCCCUUCUCACCCCAUCCUUUCUUCUCCUCAUCCCUCACCCCAUCCUUUCUUCUCCUCAUCCCUCACCCCAUCCUUUCUUCUCCUCAUCCCUCCUCACCCCGUCCUUUCUUCUCCGCAUCCCUUCUCACCCCAUCCUUUCUUCUCCUCAUCCCUCACUCUACCAACUGGUUAUUGA